UGUUGGUUGUUUACAAAACGGACCAGGAACUAAUGACUAAAGUCUCCUCCAUUCUCUAAAUUUAUUGUCAAUCUACACAAUAUACGGUAUUGCGGUGGAAACCAACCUCAUCGGGUGUCUACGGUGUACAUUUCCUCUUAGUAAGGACUCCUUUUCCACGUCCUCAGACUUAUUUUUCGAGCCAAAAGUACGUAGUGGUCGAUGUUUCGGAUGACAACCCACUUUUUGCAGUUGUCAAAUCAGAUCGCAUGUGCCAAGAGAGAAGGCGUGUUGAGCGUUCACUGAUGCCAUCUCCUCUCUGAUAGUUCUUCAGACCGGGCAAUGCGUGUUACUGACGGUUUUUAAACAGUAGGUCUUGUGUCUGUCAGAUCACCAGUCAACGUCCACUCGUAAGCCAGCAUUGUUUGAGUAAGCGCUGCUCAGUGUAAGGUGGUGGAGGGCUUCGGUGGAUGCCAGUCAUGGACGAGCAGUUGACACCUUUGGACUGCCUGCUGCCCUCAGGUACUCAGAAGAUCUGCCUAAUAAUGCUCAACCAGCCUCCGGAGAAGCACCAUCUCCACGUCUUGUGGAGCAAAGCCCUCAUCAGAGCGUGUGCGGACGGCUGCAACCACCUUUACAGCGUCACUGCAGGGGACCGCGAAAGAUCAGAAUGGUUUAUCUUAACCUUUUUAUUUCUAAAUGGUUUGGAAUAUAUUCCCCAUCCACAUGCUCCCACACACACGCACACGCACAUGCACACACACACACACACACUCACACAAUGGAUGAUGGAGGGACAGAGAUGGGGUGAAGGCGCAGUCACAGUGUUUUAUUUGUGUGUGUGUGUGUGUGUGUGUGUGUGUGUGUGUGUGUGUGUGUGUGUGUGUGUGUGUGUUCAGGGGUCCCACAGGAUAGAGGUGAACACGGGCCUGGAGGGGGAGUGGUGCAGCCUGAUCCCAGUCGGCGGGCCGUGUCGAACACACACCACCGGGCUCAAGUGGAACCUGAACGACCAGGUCCUGCAGUUUGGGACGCUGGUGAGCACCUCCAAUACCUACGAGCCAGUCCCCCCAGGACACCCCAGGAGGCCAGUGACCGUGACAACGGACCAGCCACUGCUGUGGAGCAUGGGCAUCGGCCAGGACAGGGAAUGACAUGCCAGCGUUCCUGGUCCAUACCCAGCCAAUCAGGACCAACGUUGUUUGCUGAAAUUUCUAAUCAGGGUCGUUGCCAAAUCCUAAUCUCUGAAGAUGCAAUGACAGCAAAGUUAGUGAUUUUUUUAACAAUUUAUGGUGGUUUGAAAUGCAAUGUUAAAGCAAUGUUGAUAAUUCACAGCACUGUUGAGUGAUUUUAGAGCAAUUGUGGUGGUUGAAAAUUCACUGUUACUCAUUGUUCAUUAUAAUUCACAACUAUGUAUUCAAAAGAAGAGGACCCAUGUUGCCUAUCCAAGUGCAUAACUGUGAGCUCUCUUUUGUAUCAUACUAUAAUGUGCCUUUUCCACGGUACCAGCCCUGCACCCACAGGAGCCUUCGAGUAUUUCAUGCAAGUAGAAUUUGAGAGAGACUGUAGUGCCUUUGAAGAACAUAAGAAAGAAACUUGUAACGACUGAACAAAGAAGAAUGAGAGGAAAACACAGCCUUUGGGUUUCUAUGAUUUUAUUAAACAGAGCCAAGUACAAAUAUUGCACACUGAAUGUAGAAAUGACAUCCUGUGAAGUCCCCCAAAAUCCUCCCCCCCCCCCCCCCCUCCCCCCCCCCCUAACACGUGGUCUUCUUUCUCAGUUCCAUCCGGUCUAGUUCUGUUUGGACAUACUCCGUUUAGCCGCCCCUAGAUGAAUAAAGAAACAGUGUUUGUUAAUAUUUGACAGGAGACCUCACACCGAAAAUGAGUGCACAUGUUUAAUACUAAAUAAUAAGCAUUGGUGAACAACACAAAAUUAACUGGUGUAGAUUAUAAUCAUCGGUAAAGGCCUAGAACACUAUCAAUGUUGCUAAAACAUACUAUUAAUCAGGUAAUGAACUGAUUAUAUAUGGAUUAUCAACGAAUUACCUAUACCCAAUAAAAGUUUUUCAUGUGACCCAA
This is a messenger RNA of Gadus macrocephalus (Pacific cod), 2061 nucleotides long. RefSeq names its product thiamin pyrophosphokinase 1 (gene tpk1). Gene Ontology annotation, biological process: thiamine diphosphate biosynthetic process. The record is from RefSeq and is a predicted model, not a curated record. Lineage: Eukaryota; Metazoa; Chordata; Actinopteri; Gadiformes; Gadidae. Gene Ontology annotation, molecular function: thiamine diphosphokinase activity; thiamine binding; ATP binding.